UACAGAUCUGUGACCUCUCUUCUUCUAUUGUGAGAAAGAGAUCAACAAAUGGAGACAAAGAGCGAGGAGAAGCUAAGUGUCAUCGAACUACUAAAACGAGCUCUUAAGCUACUCUUUGGUAACAUCAAUCUCGCUCUCUUCCUCUUUCUUUGCUCUCUCCCACUGUUUUGUUUCUUGAUCUUCUUCGAGCUCUCCCUCCAAACCACUGUCUCACUCGCUUCCACAUACAUCUCCAAACUAGUCAAUUCUGAGGAGGACUUGUCGGAGAAUGAUCUUCUUCCUUGGCUGAUUCAGACAACUCUGCUCUACUUCUUUCCCUAUACUAUUCUUGACCUCCUUACCACCACCACGAUCGUUGCAGCAUCAUCGAUUGCUUACACAUCUGAGGAAGAGCCGUUAGGGUUGCUUUAUUUGGUAGGGAGAUCUUUCAAGCUAUGUCAGAACAAAGUAGGAGGUUGUCUGAUCACAUCUCUCUAUGUCCUUCUCUUGUCGACCUCUGUUUUCCUCGGUUUGUUCUCUGGUUCGACCAUCUACUUAUAUUUUGCUUCUCUCACACUCGAACAACAAAUAUUCUUUAAUCAAGCAGUGGUGCAAGACCAAAGAUUCCUUGAACAAGCAGUGGUUCUGUUGGAUGUGGUGGUAGUUCUGAUUCAUGGUACUGUCUUCAUAGUUCUGGCUGCAAAGUUCAGCAAGUGGAGCGCGGGAUGGAACAUUAGUAUGGUUGUUUCGGUCUUAGAAGAGGAAGAAGAUAGUAAAGGCAUCUAUGGAAGUAGUGCUCUGUCUCUUUCAGCUUGGUACUUAAGAGGACAAGAGAAGCGUGACUUCUGGAUGAUGCUAGUGUUCUUGGUCGGCGCUCUUGUGACAAGGAUGCCAUGUUUAUACUACAAAUGCAGUGAAAGUCUGAGUGGGAAUGGAGUGUUGUACACUGGUCUCUAUGUAAGUUUGAUUUGUGUUGGGAAUGUCGUUAAAUGGGUUUCUUGUGUUGUUUGGUACCAUGAUUGUAACACAAGGGUCUUGAGGAAAAAGGGUGACGUGGAGAUUGGGUCAAAAGCUUUUGCUACAUAGAGAAAUUGUUUGUGAGUUGUGACCAAAUCUUUAACAAUUUCUCUAUCACCAAUAGCUUUUGCUCUCUACUUGAAAUAACAAAUUGAAGUUUAAUAGUUCUCAAAUCAGAAGACACUUCUAGUAAAACCCUACUAGUCAAACAUUACCAUACAGUGGCUUGUAGAAUAAGUCAACAAGUC
Messenger RNA from Arabidopsis thaliana (thale cress), 1244 nucleotides. RefSeq lists its product as uncharacterized. The transcript has a single exon. NCBI's taxonomy places the organism in Eukaryota, Viridiplantae, Streptophyta, Magnoliopsida, Brassicales, Brassicaceae. The record is from RefSeq and is marked reviewed. The coding region runs from base 49 to 1065 and encodes 338 amino acids.